This is a messenger RNA of Rubroshorea leprosula, 637 nucleotides long. The record is from the annotation of a GenBank genome assembly. Lineage: Eukaryota; Viridiplantae; Streptophyta; Magnoliopsida; Malvales; Dipterocarpaceae.
AAACCCAUAAACAAAAAUUCCAUUGAUUUGCAAUACCCUAAGAAUCAAUAGAAUGGCUUCUUUCAAUCGCCUUAUCUUAGCAUUAUUCUUCAUGGCCUUGUCAUUCUCAGGCAUGAAUGUUGGUCUAGCUGCUCGGCAUCUUCUGCAACUCCCAUUUCUGCCUACCAUCCCUAAUUUCCCCACAAUACCACUGCCACCAUUGCCAUUCAUCCCAACUACCCCACCGCUUACAACUCCAUCUCUACCAACGCCCCCCGGUACACUCCCUUCUCCUCCAAGCAGUCCCUCAAUCCCACAGCCUGCUCUUCCUCCUGCCCCAACUGUUACUCCGCCUCCAAUUCCUUCAGUCCCCUCAAUUCCUACCAUUCCAUCCAUCCCUUUCACCCCACCUUCUUCAAAGUAGCCCAUGAAAUGGUGCGACAAUAUCAUUACUUCCUAUCAUACUAGACGACCUUCUAGAUCUUUCUUAUCUCACAAGGGAGAUAUUAGAGGCUUUCAAUAAUUUGUUUGGUUUCUUUCAUAUGAGGUCCAUCGUUGUUUGCCCCCUUUUUUCUUCAUCUAUAUCCAAUACUUUGUAUUGUUUAAUGAUAAAAAUGUUGUACUUUCCUUUCUUUGAUAAUAUAUCAUAUUAAUCCUA